AUGAGAGCACCCAUUCAGUGGGGACUGAGGGGUGUGUUUGGGACGGGUGGGGGUGUGUUUGGGGCGGGUGGGGGUGUGUUUGGGACGGGUGGGGGUGUGUUUGGGGCGGGUGGGGUGUGUUUGGGGACGGGUGGGGGUGUGUUUGGGACGGGUGGGGGUGUGUUUGGGGCGGGUGGGGGUGUGUUUGGGGCGGGUGGGGGUGUGUUUGCGGCGGGUGGGGGUGUUGUUUGGGGCGGGUGGGGGGUGUGUUUGGGACGGGUGGGGGUGUGUUUGGGACGGGUGGGGGUGUGUUUGGGACGGGUGGGGGUGUGUUUGGGACGGGUGGGGGUGUGUUUGGGACGGGUGGGGGUGUGUUUGGGAUGGGGGGGGUGUGUUUGCGGCGGGUGGGGGUGUGUUUGCGGCGGGUGGGGGUGUGUUUGCGGCGGGUGGGGGUGUGUUUGCGGCGGGUGGGGGGUGUGUUUGCGGCGGGUGGGGGUGUGUUUGCGGCGGGUGGGGGUGUGUUUGCGGCGGGUGGGGGUGUGUUUGCGGCGGGUGGGGGUGUGUUUGCGGCGGGUGGGGGUGUGUUUGGGGCGGGUGGGGGUGUGUUUGGGGCGGGUGGGGGUGUGUUUGGGGCGGGUGGGGGUGUGUUUGCGGCGGGUGGGGGGUGUGUUUGGGGCGGGUGGGGGUGUGUUUGCGGCGGGUGGGGGUGUGUUUGCGGCGGGUGGGGGUGUGUUUGCGGCGGGUGGGGGUGUGUUUGCGGCGGGUGGGGGUAGGUGUAGGAGGCGGGGUUAG
Messenger RNA from Knipowitschia caucasica, 771 nucleotides. NCBI's taxonomy places the organism in Eukaryota, Metazoa, Chordata, Actinopteri, Gobiiformes, Gobiidae. The record is from the annotation of a GenBank genome assembly.